AUGGUUCAGCUCACGAGAGAAUCAGUCGACUACAAAAAUUUAUCGGAAAGGUUCAUAAUCACCGAAAAUGAUCAGCAAGAUAACUGUUUUCAUAGGCAAUAUUAUAAAUCGUAUCGAGCCAGAAUCCGUUUAAUGCGGCCGAGAAUCAUCGCGGCUGCGAAGCAGCAACUCGGUGAGCACAUGGAACCAUGCCGUUUGACGCAGGCCUCCAAAACUGAUUCAUCAUUCGUAAUCGGCGUAGUGGCAAAACGUGUAAAACUCAGACCUUCGGUACUCCGCGAUCUCGCCGAUGAACAACUCAUCCUACCUGAGCCAGUCGAUGAAAAUACCUUGGUCUCAGAGAAAGAUUACUUGGAAUUCGAAGAUGAAGACCAGAUAGUGCGUUUAAGCGGUGACAUCGGUGUGGAUGAUGUGGCUACAGGAUGUGUCAUUGGACUGAUUGGAAGGCAACUCAAAGAUGAUAUUUUUCGAGUGGAUCGAAUUAUUUGGCCGAAAAUGGCCGUGCAACCACCAUUUCCUGAGAUUGAAUCGGAUAAGUACGUUAUGUUCGUUUCUGGCCUGUCGUUUUCACAGGAACCCGAAAAGGAAGCUGAUCGUUUGUUCGCAUUAGACAUUCUUCAGAAAUGGCUCAGUGGAUUGUUACCACUCUCCGAAAAGGCUCGAGAAUUCACGACAGCAGCUCGCUACUUGGUCAAGAAUGAGGAGUGCCCAAAUGUGGCAUGUGCUGCAAAUAUGGACAAAUUCUUAUCCAAAGUUUCGAAUAUGAUUGAAGUGGACGUGAUGCCGGGUCUAGGCGAUCCAGCUACACAUCUGCUGCCUCAACAACCGAUUCAUCGUGCCGUAUUUCCACAUGCAUCAUAUCAUGGGAAAAUGUUGAACUUAGUCACCAAUCCGUAUAAUUUCUCUGUCGAAGGUGUCAACUUUUUGGGCAGUUCAGGAUGCCCUUUAUCGGAUCUGAAGCGUUUCACGGUCAACGCAACCAGUAUAGAUCUGUUGGAACGCACCCUCUUGUGGCAGCAUUUGGCGCCUACUGUGCCAGAUACAGUUGACGGAUUUCCAUUUGAGGAUCGUGAUCCGUUCAUCAUUAAAGAAGCAUUUCCGCACGUUCUGUUUGCGGCAAAUCAGGCCACAGCCGAAUGCGCAGUUCGUGAAUUUGAUGGUGGACGGCGUGCAUUGUUGCUGUCCAUUCCGAGUUUCGCAAAAACCAAAUCUGCACUCAUUGUGAAUUUGAAGAAUUUAGAAGUUAUUGAGCAGAAUUUUAGUUUUGAUGAAAGUAUGAUAUGUUGA
Anisakis simplex (herring worm) is the source of this 1287-nucleotide messenger RNA. Lineage: Eukaryota; Metazoa; Nematoda; Chromadorea; Rhabditida; Anisakidae. The record is from the annotation of a GenBank genome assembly.